GCAUAUAAAUAAGUAGCACAAGACCAUUUCUAAUUCCACAGACGCACACAACACAACACAACACAACUUGUUCUCUCAAACACAACAAUGGCCAAGGUUUACCCUCAGGAACCCUCAUCUCCUCAGUGUCUCACAUCUGAAAGAGAAACAUACACUCUAUGGUUGAAAUCACUUGUCUUCCACUCCAAUGGAUGCACAGUUUACGACUCAAAUGGUGACAUCGUUUAUCGAGUUGAUAACUACGACAGAAAGGGUAGAAGAGAAGUUAACCUCAUGGAUCUACGAGGCAAAGUUCUCUGCACCAUAAAGAAGAGAUUACUAGCUUUUGGAUGUUGGGAUGGCCACAGAUGCAUCAAUUCUAAUUUUGGUAGCCAGGAACAACCAUGGUUUCGAGUUAAAAGAUGCAAUCAAAUGAUCAAAGGGAAAGUAGCUUGCCAAAUUUCUGUGGGGUGUCAGAGGUACAACAUAGUAAAAACCAGUGGCAAAACAGAAGCAUUUAGAAUAGUGAACAUGGAUGGACAAAUAGUUGCCGAGGUAAUUAUCCAAUAUCCAUCUUUUACUAAUAUGAUUUUCCAAUCAUAUAAUCGAGUAAUUAAUUAAUUGAUUGAAUUUGUAACUUGGUAUUAAUGUUAAUUUUGAAAAUU
Molecule: messenger RNA, 644 nt
Organism: Cajanus cajan (pigeon pea)
Lineage: Eukaryota; Viridiplantae; Streptophyta; Magnoliopsida; Fabales; Fabaceae
Source: RefSeq, a predicted model, not a curated record